GAAGUGAAUUCUCCCUCGCAUUCGCCAGCACCUCUGCGAGCUGCCCUUGGCCCAUUGCCAGCCGCGAUCAGCGCAGGUUUCUUCUGCUGUCUGUGGCGCGCUGAAUGCCUCUUCUGCGAAACCAAGCGUGCUCGUUGUUCGCGUGGCUGCGAGCAGCCGCCGGGUUCGGUUCGGAUCCCAAAUCCGGCUCAUAAAAGCAAGAAAACAAACUGACCCGAUGGCGCGGCUCCGGUCUUAUCUUGGAUCUCGCCGUUUUCUCUCAGAAGCUUCGCAUCUCGCCGUCUCGCGUUCUUCGUUCUGGAAAUGCUACACCCCUUAUAUCAUGAUCCUUCUGGCUGUCUUGAGCGGCAUAGCAUUUCCACUUUCACUCCUGCCCGUCACAGCAACGUCCACCCCGCAGUCAAUUCAGCCGGCUAGCCGGCCAGCUCCCAGCAUCUGCCUGGCCGUUGACGGCGUGAGCGCAGCGGACUUGACCCGAGAUUGGGAGGGAUCAGGCGACUUCAGCGAGGCGGGAAAGCAGCAGCAGCGGGAGAAAUGGCUGCGACAACAGGAAUUUCUGAAGACCCUUGUCAGCAGCGGUGCUGCUGCUGGUUGUCCUAAAAAUGACACCAGCAGUGGCAGUGGCAGCACUAGCACCAGAGGGGCUUCUGGCAGUGACAGCGCAAGCCAGAGCGUCGCACACGGCUUGAACGAGACGACGACUUUCGGCGACGUCGGCGACCAAUGGUGGUGCAGCGGCGACGAGUUCAACGAGUUCAUAUCGUAUCUUGUCGCACACGGCGCAAAGGAGCUCUCGGGUCCUUCCAGGAAGGUGCAGGUCACAUGGGGGGAGGAUUCAGGGGAACGGGGGGAGGAGGAGCGGGGGAUUCGCGCAGCGCGGGAUCUGGACCGAGGGGAGGUGAUCGCGACCGUCCAUUACUCAUCUGCGCUGGUGCAGGGCGAGGACGACCCCCUGCCGUACCCGGGGGCGCCGUGGACUGUGCACCUGGCGGCUAAGCUGCUACGGGAAUACAGCAAGGGCAGCGCAGGCAAGGCUUGGCCGUACCUGCGGUGCUUGCCUCGGUGGGCGGGUCUGCCGUGGCUGGGACUGAGGGAGGGUGCGGACUGGGAGAGCGAGAUACAGCACGCGGGCACGGUGGGGCGAAUGAGGGAGAUGCUGGAGGAAGCUCGGAUGCAGUGGCAGAUGUGCCGGCAGGAGGAGCAGGAGAGGGAGAAAGAGAGGACUGAGAAGCCUGAUCUCGGCGCUGCUGCUGCUGGUGACGCUGGUGGUGUGGGAGAGGGGGAGUGUCAGUGGGAGGGUGGCAUAGCGCAUGCGACAUGGCCGGAAUUCGCUUGGGCGCUGACCAUGGUGUUCACACACGCGUACUCGCUGCCCCGACUGGACGGCACCGACUUCCUCAUGCGAAUGUUUCUCCCUGUGGCCGACCUGCUCAACCACGACCCUCGCAAGGCGAACGUGGACUGGUACUCAGCCGGGCUGCACGAGGACCGGCUGGAGCUGGUGGCUCUGAAUCCCAUCAUGCAGGGCGACGCCCUGGUGGCGGACUACGGGCAGUACAGCAGCGACCACUUCCUGCUCACCUACGGCUUCGUGCCGGGGGACAAUGUGGCCGACCGGGCGGACGUAUUCCAAGAUAUGACGCAGGCUGUUGCCUGGUACCUGGAGAGGUACUACCAAACGCGCUCAGGCACCAUGCACUCGUUCCCCCCCACAGACGACGAGUUUCAGGAGUAUGUCCAGGUGGCGCUGGAAGGUGCUGAGGUGGAGCAUGACAGAGUAGCCCCGGAUGAAUCAGGAAAGGGCGAUAAAGACGCGCACGGGGAGGGUAAGGAAGGGGGAGAGGAAGGGGAGGGGGAUGAGGAGGCGGACGACGCGGCAGGAGCAGCAGGGCACGACACGCCUCUGUAUGUGUAUCGGGAUGCGCGGGUGGAUGCAAGGUUGCUGGGGGCGUUUGCAGCAGUGCAGCGGUGGCUGGAGGGGGUGGACUGGGAGGAUACGGAGGAGGAGUGGGUCAUGGAUGUCGAUAAUGCACUGGUCGCCGUGGGCAGGAGAUGCCGGGAGUUGCUUGACGGGUUUCCGACGUCUCUAGCGAGGGACCGAGGGGUGCUGUGGCAGCAUUUGCGGUGCUCUCAGCAGCAGCAGCAGCAGAUCAGGCAGGGGGAGGGGGUGCAGGGGACGAGUGGGGGGGAGAGGAGUGUGCAGGGGGAGGAAGGGGGGUCUGAUAAGGGGGUGGACGCUUCGCCAUCUUGUUCCACUGCCCCUUCCUCCUCCUCCUCUUCUGCAUCCUCCUCGCACAUCUCUUCAUCCAUGUCAUGCUCUGCUGAGGACUCAGCAGCAUGGAGAGGGGAAUGUGACCCAUCCAGGCUGUUAUCCCCCAUACAAGCCGUGGCGGUGCGGUUCAGAAUAAGUGUGAAGGAGAUGCUGGAAGCUGUGGCUGAUUCUGCGCCAAAGGCUUUCGAGGAGAGGCAGAGGGUGAGACCGGCACUGGAAGGGGAGGAGGAAGGUGCUGCUGAGGCUUGAGAGAGCCUGUCUGUUUCUUGUGCGAAGCUGGUACUGGUAGGUGCUGCUGGCAUGUGUCUGUUAGGAGAGAACCUCAGAGCAGUCCUUCUGUGAGAAAGAACCCAACCAGGCUUCAAGGUACCACCAGUAUUGAUCCCUCCCGGCCCCUUGUCUCUUGCUUUCCAGCUCCAAUCCAUACACCUCAUGAUGUCCCCCUUGCUGGCCUUGCCUUAUUGAUGGCAUAGAUUAUCUCAUGCUUCUAGCUCACGUUUUGAAAGGCCUGAUGGCAAGCACUUGCCAUGCUGCAGUACUGGUAGUUCAGGUGGAGUGGAGCACGAACAUGUGGAUGGAUUAACGUGGUGCAGCAGAGUGGAGAUUCUCACUAGAUACCUGCCCAUUGCACGAGUCGACUUGGGCUGCUGUUUGUACAAUGUCAUAGGUAGGUUCGUAACACAAGAUUUCAGACAAGCCCUCCUGAAAAUUGUUGAAACCCCCUGUUC
Closterium sp. NIES-67 is the source of this 3000-nucleotide messenger RNA. Lineage: Eukaryota; Viridiplantae; Streptophyta; Zygnematophyceae; Desmidiales; Closteriaceae. The record is from the annotation of a GenBank genome assembly.